CACGAAUCUCUCUGUUUUUAUCACUCUCUAGUCUCUCCUCCAUCUCCUUUGAAUUACCGGAAGAGAAAAAGGGAACCCACAACCAGAGCCCAUUCAGACUGCCAAAAAUAUAUAAAGUUCCUUCUUUUUUUAAGAGAAAUAAAAAAUAGAAAAGCGACAAAUAGUUGCCAUUAUUGUUCCCUCCCUCUAUAUCUUUGCUUUUUCAAGGCUUUUAUUCUUCUUGUUUCUCCUUUCCCUUGGUGGGGUUCCCUUGAUCUGCUUUUCUGUUGUGUUUCCUUUGGCCCCUCCCAGUUCUUUGGUUUUAUAGCUCUUAGUUCAUCACAGCUGCUUCUGAUCUCUCUUCUGGUUUACAGAACCUCUUCUUAUCCUAGUUUCAGCUCCUUUUCCUAUACUUAACCUCUUCCUUUUGACUGUUUCAUGGAUUUGAGCUGCGGCUAGGUCCUUAAGUGGGAUUCCUUGAAUUUCUUGCACGUAUCUGGCGAUUGCAACGAACGUGAAGUUGAUUUUCCAUCUGGGUUUGUUGCUGUAGUGUUGAAAAACAUGAAUGGUAGUAGGUCAAGAAAUGAGGAGAUGUCUCCUCAGCUGCUGGAUUUGAUCCCAACGGACCGAGAGCGGCAUGAAAACAGGGAUGAGGAAAGAAGCCACCACAAGUCGUCAGAAGAGAGGAAACUUGAGCUUAGACUUGGUCCGCCUGGUGAAGAAGACUAUGUCGCCAGAGGAAGAGGCGAGUCUCUGCUCUCUCUUGGUUACUCCUCAGCCUCCAUUAAUGGAGGCCAAACCCAGCAGAAGACUGCGUCUUCUCCUUGGGGUUCCACAGGCUACCAUGAGAAGAAGACUCAGAACAAUAAUCAACACAAAGGGGUUUCAUCAUUCCUACAACCUCAACCCUCUUCUGCAAACACAGCUGUACCCAACAGCUCUCAGAAAAGCAGAACUGCUCCUGGUCCAGUGGUGGGGUGGCCUCCAAUUCGUUCAUUUAGGAGGAACCUUGCAAGUAGUAGCUCUUCUAAGGUGCCUCCUCCUCAUCAACAUGAGUCUCAGAAUCAGCAUGUGGUUGAAGAUAAGGUUGCUGGGAAAAAACCUGUGGCUGACAACAACGUUGUUGGUGGUAAAGGCCUGUUUGUGAAGAUCAAUAUGGAUGGAGUCCCCAUAGGCAGAAAAGUGGACCUCAAUGCUUACGAUAGCUAUGAAAAACUCUCCUUUGCUGUUGACGAACUCUUUAGAGGCCUCCUUGCUGCUCAAAGAGAUUCCUGUGGUGGUGUGAUUCAGAACAAGCAAGAGGAAGGGAAAGCCAUCACAGGUUUAUUGGAUGGAAGUGGAGAACACACUCUGGUUUAUGAGGAUAACGAAGGAGACAGGAUGCUUGUUGGGGAUGUGCCGUGGCACAUGUUCGUGUCAACAGUAAAGAGGCUGCGCGUAUUGAAGAGUUCUGAGCUCUCUGCUUUUACUCUUGGUAGCAAGCAAGGCAAAAAUACCUCUUGAAUGGGCACGGAAAUGCAAGACAUGGCUGUUUGAGGAGGUCACUGCUGGAACUUGAAGAGUGUUUUUUACCCUUUUGUCCCCCCUGGUGUUUGAUGAAAGAUCAGAGAAUGAAAUAGUUAGUAUAGAAUGGUAGCUUACAUUUUAACAUUAAGUAACGUGUAUGAAUCUCUGCUUGUUCAUGAAGAUUUGAAAUGUUCUGUUAAGUAACCAUUGACUUGUUUUGGUUUGUAACCUUGUUCGAGUUCCAUAUCUCUGUACAUUCUGUGAAUAGGGUGGUUAAUUUUGCUGUUGGUUUUGACA
This is a messenger RNA of Prosopis cineraria, 1782 nucleotides long. RefSeq names its product auxin-responsive protein IAA26-like. Gene Ontology annotation, molecular function: protein binding. Bases 541 to 1482 code for a protein of 313 amino acids. Gene Ontology annotation, biological process: regulation of DNA-templated transcription. Gene Ontology annotation, cellular component: nucleus. The record is from RefSeq and is a predicted model, not a curated record. The transcript has 6 exons. Lineage: Eukaryota; Viridiplantae; Streptophyta; Magnoliopsida; Fabales; Fabaceae.